GAGACCCUUCUCCCGAGCACCAUCCAGAUUCUAGACCAGCUAAUCGAGCGUGUCCACACCCAGUACCGCGCUUGUGAUCGCGACAUCGUUAAGAAUGCUCUCCUGACCAGUAUGAAGGAGCAGAAUGAGGUUCUGUGUUAUGACCUCCUAGCCAGGAACGUUAAGGAAAUGCCGCCGGCCAGGGGGGGGGGCUAUCAGGGAUUACCCGAGGAUGUUUCGGAGGCCGGACGACGAGUUUUGUUUUCCCCUGCACCAGUUUUUGUGGGGCAUUGGGGGGAGGGAGAGGGUUGAUGAAGUUUAGUGUAGUUUCAAAUAGAGAGGAGGUGAGUGGUCAUCAGUCAGGUCUGAGAAAGAGGAAGAGAGGCAAGGGCUAAUGCCGAGGGAGGGGGUGUAGAUUCCAGGGAUUGGGAUUAGUAUUGCAAAGCUGGUGCUUAUGACAUUGUGUGGUGGGGUAUGCAUCGUUGGUUGGGAUUUGCGCUAGAGAUGUAGUCGAACUGGUAUAGGUGUGAUGUCUGUGUUGGAUAGGUGCGUCCAAACAGGUAACUUAUUCACCGGCGUCCCGUGGUAUCAGGUAUUGGGCGUGGAGGACUCAUAAUGCAGCUUAGAACCCUUCCAGUAGUCCUCGACUGUGGAACAGACGUACUGCAGACCUCGAUUUCACCCUCCCUGGACCCAAGGCCAAUAAAAUAACACUAACCAACCACAGAACCCGGAUCUCCUCGGCGAUGAACCCUACCUCGGCCUCCGCCAACUCCGAGUUCGCGGAAGAGAAUAUGAUUCCCCUUUCCCCCUUCGUGCUAUGAACUCCCCCUUGGGCCCUCGCUCGUAUAUUUGGUGGCGGGCGACUUUGUAGACACCUUCGUAGAGGCGGUUCGUAAACUCUUCCCCAAAGCCACCCUCCACUUUGGGGACUUUGGCCUAGGGAAUGCAGGGAGGCUGUUGGAAAAGCACAGACCGGAAAUGGCCUGCAUUAACGACGAUAUUCAGGGAACUGCCAUCAUGACUAUGGCCGUUAUAACUACGGCGGUAUGGGUAGUAAAGGUGGAGUCGCUCGACCUGUGCACUCUGGUAUACGGUGUAGGGACUGCAGGGACUGAUAUGGUGUACCGCUCAUGGCCCUAGGAACGAGGUGCUGGGAAGGGUUGAUAGACAUCGCAGAUCAAUUUCGCGACGCAGUGAUUGAAGGCGGGAAAUCUAAAGAGGAGGCAAUUAAACAGAUCUGGUAUCGCCUCCCUAAAGCCACGCUUGCUUCAGAAAACAUGAUACUAACCCGACUUCUAGGCUAGGUUAGUGGAAAAACAAGGUCUCCCCUUGCGCUCAUGCUCUUCAACUCUAACCCUGGCGCAAAAGACCUACACCGCUACAGACCCCAACUUCGCCUCCGUCGACAUGGCAUGCCCCUCGGACGUGCUCGCAUAGACCGAUGGGAAAGCGCUGCUAGCUACCGGCCCGCCCUUCCCCCCCGUCAUGCUCGGAAAAACCAGGAAACCCUAUACAUUGCCGAGUGCAAUAACGCUACCGCCUUCCCCGGCAUCGGUCUCGGUGCUGUGCUCUCACGCACGGACAGGAUCUCGAAUAGGAUGCUUCUUGCCGCGAUUAGGCGCCUCGCGGAGGACGCGCCUACGCUGAAGGAUCCGGAUGCGCCACUGUUGCCCGAUGUGGCAGAUAUUAGGGAGGCUAGUAAGGAUGUGGCUUACGCGGUUAUUAGGAGUGCGGUGGGGGAGGGUUUGUCUCGGUUUGCAGGAAUUCCCGAGGGAGAAGAGGGUGAAUACUCGAGUAGAGGUCGAAGAUGUGAGUACUCGUAGAGAUGCAGAUGUGGGAGCCUAAGUGCAGGGCAUCGAAAAAAAUCAGGCCUGUUGCGAACUCCAGGGCGGCAAAGGAUGAGUUAGGGGUUGGUAGGAGGGCGUAG
Messenger RNA from Tuber aestivum (summer truffle), 1909 nucleotides. NCBI's taxonomy places the organism in Eukaryota, Fungi, Ascomycota, Pezizomycetes, Pezizales, Tuberaceae. The record is from the annotation of a GenBank genome assembly.